Molecule: messenger RNA, 3521 nt
Organism: Dromiciops gliroides (monito del monte)
Lineage: Eukaryota; Metazoa; Chordata; Mammalia; Microbiotheria; Microbiotheriidae
Gene: IL18RAP
Product: interleukin 18 receptor accessory protein
Exons: 14
Coding region: 1-1962 (653 amino acids)
Biological process (GO): interleukin-18-mediated signaling pathway
Molecular function (GO): interleukin-18 receptor activity
Source: RefSeq, a predicted model, not a curated record
AUGGCCAAAGGAAGAGUUUGUAGAUGCUCAUCUUUUAAAUUGCAUUACCUUGAAAUGACUGAAAUGGGAAGGAAAUACAGCUCUCUCCGCUUUUCCCAUGACUUGCUACUGGUAACCAAGAUCACUUCUCCCCAAACCUCCUCCAGUCCUACUAGCAAAAACUUAGAUAUACUGAAGCAAAGCAAGCAAGCUGAAAACACAAUGUUAUCUUUGUAUUGCAUCUUUAUUUGGCUUUUCACAAGGACAGGAGUCAAAGGAGACUCUGAUCUGUCAGGCUGCCCUUCUACAGAAAGCACCUGGAGAUACCGUGCAAGGAGUGGAGAGAAAUUUGUAUUAUUCUGUGAUAUUCCUAGACUAGGUCUCUGCAAUAGGAGAAAUCUUUCAAAGAAACAGGUGUGUGGCAGAACUGCAUACCAAGGGAUCAAUUGUUCAUCCGAGGUCCACUGGUUCAAACAACCUCAAAAUGGAUCGCAACCAUAUGCUAUUCAGAAUGACCAACGUCACAUCACAUGGAAAAAUAAUAUACUUCAGUUUUCACCAGUUGGUAUCACUGAUGCUGGGUCUUAUAUUUGUACAAUCAAGUUUAAACCAAAACUUGUAGUAGAUUCCAGGAAAUCCAAGGGGAUAACUUGUUUUCUUAAUAUAACCUUAGAAGUUCAGCCAAAGGAAAAGACAUCCUGUAUGGACUCUGUAAAAAAUGAGCUAUACCUUCUCAUUGGUAGCACUGAUUCAGUUCCUUGUCCUGGGGUGAACUGUGAGGGAGAUUUACAAAGGGAAGAUAUUACAUGGUACAAGAAUGGAAUGCUAUGUCCUAAUUGGAGAAAAACUAGCAUAGACUUUGAAGAAAUUUAUCAUCGAGAUCAUGGUGUGUAUAUAUGUGAUUAUAAACAGUUUAUUAACUCAACUUGGUGGAUAGUCAGAGCAGUUGUUGAAGUGAAAACCAUUGUGAAAAAUACUUCAUCCAUGCCAAUCAUUUUUGAUCCAACACAUGACAUAUCUACAUUGGAAGUGGAACUUGGAAAGCCGUUGACUCUUGAAUGCAAAGCACAUUUUGGUUUUGAAAGAAAUUUCAACCCUGUGAUAAAAUGGUACAUUGAUGACGCUGAGCUUAACAGAGAAGAACUAAGACAAGAAAACAAAAGUAUUGAAAACCAAGUGGAGUGGAAAACCAUACAUUACAUUGCCCACUUGAAGCAAGUAACCAAAAAGGAUCUACUGAGGAAUUUUAUAUGUUUUGCUCAGAAUUCUGUGGGGAAUGCUACACGGACCAUCAAGCUGAAACAGAAAAGAGGAGUGCUUUUCACAUAUAUACUAUUUGGCACCACUCUAACACUGGCGGUAAUCCUCAUGGCAAGUGUGUUCACCUGUCGUUACUGGGUUGAAAUAGUCCUUCUGUACCGAACUUAUCAAGCCAAGGAUGAAACUCUAGGAGAUAGAAAAGAAUUUGAUGCCUUUGUGUCCUAUGCUAAACAAGACUCCUUUGAUAGCCUGGGCCCUUCAUCUCUGAAUGAGGAAAGCUUUGCAUUGGAUUUACUCCCUAACAUAUUGGAAAAAAAAUAUGGAUACACCUUGUGUUUGUUUGAAAGGGAUGUAAUCCCAGGAGGAGCUUACACAGAAGACAUUGUGAAGAUCAUCAAGCAGAGUCGAAGAGUCAUUUGUGUCCUGAGCCCCAGCUAUGUAAGCAGCGCCAGUGUCUUUGAACUGCAAGCUGCAGUCAAUCUUGCCUUGGAAGACCAAACAUUGAAACUCAUUUUAAUUAAAUUUGCUCCCUUCAAAGAGCCUGCUUCUUUACCUCAUCGAGUAAAGAAAGCCCUUGCCGUACUCCCCACUAUCACCUGGAGAAGUUCAAAGUCAUCUGCUCCAAAUUCCCGAUUCUGGAACUGUGUCCGCUACCAUAUGCCUGUGAAAAACCACCGGGGAUUAGGAGAGAAAGUGUUCAAGAUUUUUCCAAGAAUUUUGUGAUAAAGAAAAAAAGAAGAAAAAAGUAUUCACUAUGAGAGAAACCACUGGGAGGUGCUACUGUCUCAAGGAAUGGUAAAGUCUGAAGAGCUGCCUCCUGCCUUCCCAAGGGAUUCAGGAGACACAUUGCAAGUUUUCCUAUAGGCCUGUUGCUUUGCGGGCACAGCAACAAGCCGAGCACAGCACUGCAUAACCUUAAAUUUCUUUCAUUGGAGAGGGUGCACAUUCCCAAACCCCAUGUUGCCCAUCAUCCAAGGGUUCUUGUCUUUUUCCCCUCUGAUGUGGGAGUGAAUUCAGCAACAGGAAAGGAGAUUACAAACGCUCAUCUAUGUUGCCCUUUAAAAUGACAAGUGGAUAUAGUGUAUACAUGUUGUUGAUUUUUUGUCUAUUAACAAAAUCAAAUGAAGGUUUUGCACUUGAAAUGAUUAUGACCCUAGCUGAAGACUUCUUGCUGGAGUUACUGCUCAUUGCUCCACUGGAUAGCUUUGGUGUGUUGGGAGGAGGGUGUGUAGAUGGGCAGGCUGGUGGGUGUGACCACAAGUCAGAGUCAGGACUGAAAUGGCCUUAAAUACCCAAGCCAGUGACUAACAAGAUAAGCAGCCAGGAGGGCAGGUUUCAGUACUAGGGAAACAGCAUGACAGAGUGGAAAGGACACUGGUCUAUGAGGGAAAAGAUGGAAGUUGUAGUCUAAAGCUGGCUACUAUGUUAAUUUUUAAAGUUUGUUACUUUAAGCAAGCAAUACAUUUCUGUACAUCAGUUUCUUCAUCUAUAAAAUGAAAGUAGCACUAUAUAAGCACAAAGGGCAGUUCCACUUCUGAGAUUUGAUGACCAGGAGUCAGAAAUGGAGAACAGAGGAAGACAGCAAGGAUGUGCUGGAGUCAGCUCUCAACAGUUUGGGAGAACUGAUUGUUACAAUUUCAGGGUGGGCAUUUAUACCUUGGAAAUCAGCAAACGCUACACAUCAGGGCUUGGUUUGUUAUUUUGUUGAUUUUGUAGAUUUAAGAAAACAAUGGAGAAAAUGUUAAUAAUGUAAAUUAAACUUAAAAGUGUUUUGCGUGUCUUUUUUUUUUUUAAUUUUUAGAGAGCCAGUUGUCAAAUGCCACUGGGUCUGGGAUUCAGGCAAGAAUGUGUUUUUGUUUUUGUUUUUUGAAUAAUGUGCAGGACAGACAAAUGCUAGGCAAAGAGUUUAACAGAAACAGGGUAUCAGGAGCAAUUCAUUACAUUUACAUGCCCUUAUCUAGUUUACAAAGAACUUUCUCAUCACUUCACAAGAUCCUCAGAAUAACACAGUGAACUACGCAAAUUAGGGUUUCAUGGGAAGGAGCUCAUCAAUCAGUCAACAAGCAUUCAAGAUGUAUCUACUGUGCUCUAGAUUGUGUGUUAAUUGCUGGAGAUACAAAGGCAAAAAAUGAAACAGUCCUUACCUUCAAGGAGUUUGCAUUCUACCCAGUGAGAGAGAACAUACACAAGUGAAUAUGUACAAGGGAUAGGGACUAGACCACAAUAAGUUGAAGGAGGUGAGAAUGUUCAGUGUAGUUGUAAUCAAUACAAAAUGCUUAGAA